This is a messenger RNA of Asparagus officinalis (garden asparagus), 506 nucleotides long. RefSeq names its product protein AUXIN-REGULATED GENE INVOLVED IN ORGAN SIZE-like. The transcript is spliced from 2 exons. Bases 100 to 456 code for a protein of 118 amino acids. NCBI's taxonomy places the organism in Eukaryota, Viridiplantae, Streptophyta, Magnoliopsida, Asparagales, Asparagaceae. Gene Ontology annotation, biological process: positive regulation of organ growth. The record is from RefSeq and is a predicted model, not a curated record.
CCUUUUCCUUAUUUUGCUUAUUUUUCUCCUCCUUUGUCUUUGAAUUUAUCUUGUCUUCACUGUUACUUAUUUGUGGUGCCCAGGGAUUGAAGAGAAGAGAUGCAAGAGAGAUUUAGCACAACAGAGCUAGAGUUGCUAGAGGGCCUAGAAGGUGUAGAAGCUCAUUGUCCCGGUACAAUGCAAGCGAGGACAGCUGAAGGCAGAGCAAGGAAACUUGAAGACUACAAUGGGGCUGCUCAACACAAUGCGAACGACGAUCGGGGCUACUUCAGCCUGCAAUCUUUUCUGGUACUUCUCUGCAUCACUGCGUCGUUAGUGAUUCUUCCGCUUAUUUUGCCGCCGUUGCCUCCCCCGCCUUUUAUGUUGCUGUUACUCCCAAUUGGCAUAUUUGUUGUUCUCUUGAUCUUGGCUUUCAUGCCCUCUGAUGUUAGGGAUAUUACUUCCUCUUACAUGUAGAGAUCGAAGUUUUUGGAUUAAUUUCAAUAUGAAGUUGAGUUGUGUCACUG